This is a messenger RNA of Argiope bruennichi, 405 nucleotides long. RefSeq lists its product as uncharacterized. NCBI's taxonomy places the organism in Eukaryota, Metazoa, Arthropoda, Arachnida, Araneae, Araneidae. The transcript has a single exon. The record is from RefSeq and is a predicted model, not a curated record. Bases 1 to 405 code for a protein of 134 amino acids.
AUGAUCGUCGAAAAUUCAAAACUAUACACAUCCAUAGAAAUUGUGAUGGCUAAUGCCGAUAGCACUGCCUACCCCGUUGAAUCUCUCAACUCCUCAGAACUAACAGGUGUAUCUUCGCAUAAGCGGGGGCUUAAAUUUGGCGUUCCAGCUCUGCUAAUGCGAAAUCUUGAUGCACAAAGAAUGUGCAACGGCAUCAAGCUUCGUAUCAGAGAGUUUGGCAGUAAUAUUAUAAAAGCUGCCAUUAUUACAGGGGCUGAUAAAGGAGACAGCGUUUUAAUUAACAGCAUACCUGUUAUUCCAAACAACUUGCCAUUUUGUUUCAAGAGGUUGCAAUUUCCAUUAAAAUUGGCUUUUACAAUGGCGAUCAACAAAUCCCAGGGCCAAACCAGGGCCCUAAUAACCUAA